Molecule: messenger RNA, 941 nt
Organism: Poeciliopsis prolifica (blackstripe livebearer)
Lineage: Eukaryota; Metazoa; Chordata; Actinopteri; Cyprinodontiformes; Poeciliidae
Gene: myl12.1
Product: myosin, light chain 12, genome duplicate 1
Exons: 4
Coding region: 123-641 (172 amino acids)
Cellular component (GO): cytoplasm
Molecular function (GO): calcium ion binding
Source: RefSeq, a predicted model, not a curated record
CCGAUGUUCAGUUCUGAACCCACAGCAUCAGGAAGUAAAGGGCGGUGGUUGAGAAACGAAGCAGCAGCUGAUUAGCUUAAAAAUUGUUUCCCCGUAAGAAGAAAUAUACUAAACCUGUCACAAUGUCAAGCAAAAGGGCAAAGGGAAAGACAACCAAGAAGCGCCCUCAGCGCGCCACCUCCAAUGUCUUUGCCAUGUUUGACCAAUCCCAGAUUCAGGAGUUCAAGGAGGCCUUCAACAUGAUUGACCAGAACCGGGAUGGCUUUGUUGACAAAGAGGAUCUUCACGACAUGCUGGCCUCACUGGGGAAAAAUCCAAAUGACGACUACCUGGAGGCCAUGAUGAACGAAGCACCUGGACCAAUCAACUUCACCAUGUUCCUCACCAUGUUUGGAGAGAAGCUCAAUGGCACAGACCCUGAGGACGUGAUCAGAAAUGCAUUUGCUUGCUUCGACGAGGAGGGUACAGGUUUUAUUCCAGAGGAUUACCUCAGGGAGCUACUCACAACAAUGGGCGACCGAUUUACAGAUGAGGAGGUGGAUGAGCUCUUCAGGGAGGCUCCCAUUGACAAGAAGAAUAACUUCAACUAUGUGGAGUUCACACGCAUCCUAAAGCACGGUGCCAGGGAUAAGGACGAUUAAAGCACCUACAACAAAUUGUUUCCUCUGACCUGCCUCUGCCUCUCUGCCGUCAGCUAGAUCAUGCUGCAUGUCUCGACUUUACAGUAAAGGCCCCGUUAAUACAAACCAAAGCAAUAACUAUCCACUCUGUUUGCUGUGAACUUGCAGUUUUGCCAAAUGAGUUUGUAAAAUCUCCUUAAGAUGUGGCAGAACAUUAGUAGCUCGAAGGGAUUUAUGACUUUGCAGUUCAUGUGAUCACAUUUAGCUGAAUUUUUACAUUUAUAAUGUAAACUUUUUAAAAUAAAGCCCUCUAUCAAAUUA